GCGGGCAUCGGGUCACCAGGCAUCAGGUCAUUUGGCUCGACCGCAAAUGGGCACCCGCGUCAUCUGGCAAGGCAGUGGGCUCCGAGUCAACAGGCACGACAGUGGGCACCGGGUCAUCAGGUACCGGAUUUGUCUGGCUCGAUAGCAGGGCAUCGGGUCACCAGGUAUGACAGCGGGCACUGGGUCACCAGGCAUCAGGUCAUUUGGCUUGCCAGCGGGCACCGCGUCAAUCUGGCAAGGCAGUGGGCACCGGGUCACCAGGCAUUGGAUCGUCUGGCUCGACAGCGGGCAUCGGGUCACCAGGCAUCAGGUCAUUUGGCUCGCCAGCGGGCACCGCGUCAUCUGGCAAGGCAGUGGGCACCGAGUCACCAGGUACGACAGCGGGCUCUGAGUCAAUUGGCACGACAGCGGGCACCGGAUCAGGUACCGGAUCAUCUGGAUCAACAGCGGGCAUCGAGUCAACUGGCCCGUCCCAGGCUUCUC
Staurois parvus is the source of this 483-nucleotide messenger RNA. Lineage: Eukaryota; Metazoa; Chordata; Amphibia; Anura; Ranidae. The record is from the annotation of a GenBank genome assembly.